AUUGGCAAGAAGAAGAAAAUCCAACAUAUAAUUUCCGGCUGAUGAGUUAAAAAGAAUUUCGAAAUUGAAAAGAUAAUUAUACGAACACAAAGAACUCGCGGGAGAAGGAAGGUUACUUUGACGAUUUGAGUGAAUUAAUUGUGGGAGUCGAGGAUCAAGUUCCCAUGCUCAAAUCAACAAUUAACAAAGUAAAUCAUUACACUAAUCCCCAUUUCUACCAUUUUCAAAUCCCUUCUCUAUAUAUGGAAAAUCAAGAAUUAUAUCUCCACAAAGAGAUCAAGAAAUGGAAGCAGAACAGCAAAUCAAGGCCAAAGGUAAAGGCAAAAGCAAAGGCAAAGGCAAAGGCAAAGAGGUUGAAAAAGAAGAAGCAGCGGAGAAGGGAGAAAAGGAAAGGAAAGCAGCUGAAACGAAAUCCAGCAGGGCGGGAUUACAGUUUCCUGUUGGCAGGAUAUCGAGGUAUUUAAAGAAAGGUCGGUAUGGUUCAAGAAUCGGAGUUGGUGCUGCUGUUUACAUGGCCGCUGUACUCGAGUACUUAGCUGCGGAGGUGUUGGAGUUGGCUGGUAAUGCUGCUGCGGAUAACAAGAAGAGACGAAUUACCCCAAGACAUCUCAUGCUUGCUGUGCAGAGUGAUGAAGAACUUCAGAACUUGAUGAGUGAUGUCACUUUUCCUAGUUGUGGUGUGGUGCCUCACAUACCUCUGCCUCUUUUUCCUAAGAAGAGCAAUCAAUCCAAUUCUUUUAACCAGCCCUGAACCAUGUUCACCUUAUCAUUGGCCAUUGCCAAUUGGUAACUAAAUGUCUUCUGUUGCUUUUCCUUAUUUCUUGUUUUUUCUUCUGUUCCCAUGGGUUACCUUUUGUUAUUAUUGCAACCAGUUUUUAUGUUGGAAA
Molecule: messenger RNA, 887 nt
Organism: Ricinus communis (castor bean)
Lineage: Eukaryota; Viridiplantae; Streptophyta; Magnoliopsida; Malpighiales; Euphorbiaceae
Product: histone H2A-beta, sperm
Exons: 1
Coding region: 284-751 (155 amino acids)
Cellular component (GO): nucleosome
Molecular function (GO): DNA binding; protein heterodimerization activity; structural constituent of chromatin
Source: RefSeq, a predicted model, not a curated record